This is a messenger RNA of Peronospora matthiolae, 162 nucleotides long. The record is from the annotation of a GenBank genome assembly. Lineage: Eukaryota; Oomycota; Peronosporomycetes; Peronosporales; Peronosporaceae.
AUGAACCUCGACGUUUUCAAGGGAACCGAGGACACCGUGGGCAAACAGAAAAUCAAGACCGCUACCCACGUUCGAGAAGAGGAAAGGCUUAUGCAAUUUUUGAAGGCAAGUGCUUUGGAUGUGGACGGCACGGACACAAAUGAUCGCAGUGUCGUAACGUGA